Miscanthus lutarioriparius is the source of this 792-nucleotide messenger RNA. Lineage: Eukaryota; Viridiplantae; Streptophyta; Magnoliopsida; Poales; Poaceae. The record is from the annotation of a GenBank genome assembly.
AUGGUUCGCGGCGGCAGUCGCCGAUCAAACACCGUCAAAACUGCACCAGGGGUGUCCACUUCCGGCGCCGAGAGCAGCGCCGUGGAGAUGGGCACCGAGAAGUCUGAAGUGUACAGCACUAACAUGACGCAGGCUAUGGGGCAGAGCCCACUUGAUGUUGAUAAGCUUCGGAAGAUUGGUGUAAAAACUGUAUUCUGCUUGCAGCAAGAUUCAGAUCUUGAGGAUUUUGAUGCUUUUGAUUUGCGAUUGAGGCUUCCUGCUGUGGUUAGCAAACUGCACAAGCUUAUCAACUGUAAUGGUGGUGUAACAUAUAUACAUUGUACUGCUGGACUUGGAAGAGCUCCUGCUGUUGCAUUGGCUUAUAUGUUCUGGAUUCUUGGGUACAGUCUCAACGAAGGACAUCAGCUGCUGCAAAGUAAACGGGCUUGCUUUCCGAAGUUGGAAGCCAUUAAGUUGGCAACUGCUGACAUUCUGACAGGAUUAUCCAAAAACACAAUCACUUUGAAGUGGGAAGACGAUGGUUGUUCCUCUGUUGAAAUUUCUGGGCUCGACAUUAGCUGGGGCAGCUUCAGUGUUGUCUAUAUACUAGACCAAGUUCGUGCACUAGAAAAUGAGAUGGUUCUUCGUUUAAAGAAACAAGGGCUUGACUAUCUAUAUAGCAUGUUGAUGAAGAAAUCUGCUGCAAUCAUGCUUAGUGGAAAGAAGCCUGUCCAGGCCGCAGUUACUUUGGUUGACUUUGAAGAUGUGCUUGAAAAUAAUGAGAAAUCAAUACAUAAUGCAGUUGCUGACUAG